Passer montanus (Eurasian tree sparrow) is the source of this 2833-nucleotide messenger RNA. It is a transcript of the gene CACTIN, whose product is annotated as cactin, spliceosome C complex subunit. Gene Ontology annotation, molecular function: protein binding. The transcript is spliced from 10 exons. Bases 1 to 2649 code for a protein of 882 amino acids. Gene Ontology annotation, cellular component: spliceosomal complex; cytoplasm. NCBI's taxonomy places the organism in Eukaryota, Metazoa, Chordata, Aves, Passeriformes, Passeridae. The record is from RefSeq and is a predicted model, not a curated record. Gene Ontology annotation, biological process: mRNA cis splicing, via spliceosome; negative regulation of innate immune response.
AUGCUGGGCCCGUCUCGGCUCCGGGGGCUCGAGGCCUGGGCGCGGUUGUUCCGAGAGUUUCCCCCUCCUUCUCCGCGGAGCCCCUUUUCCAGAGCUCUGUCCCCACUCGCACAAAGCGCUCCGCAGCCCGUGCUGAGCCCCGCGCUCCGCCCGCUCUGCGGCCAUGGGGCCGGGGCUGCCCGCCGCCCGCCUGUCUGCGCUGCGGCCCUGCUGGGGCGGGGCGGGCGCAGGCGGACGGCGGGGCAGCCUGUGCGCGCGCGGCUGUGGGGAAGCGGGCCCGGGGCUGUCAGCACCGGCGGGGACGGGACCGGGAGCUCGGUCCCGCCACUCUCGGGGAGGGCCGGGGGCGGGCGGGCGGUGCCGAGCGCUGCUCGUGACGCCGGCCUGGGGCGGUACCGGGGGCAGGUACCGGGGGCAGGUACCGGGGCAGGUACCGGGGGCGGGGGCUGCACGUACCCCUCGCUGUCUCGGUGCUGGGCCGGCCUCAGCUGCGGCGGGAGAGCCCCGUGCCCGGCACGGCCGUGCCCUCCUCCCGCUGAAGCCCGGCUGUGUCCCCCCAGCUCGGACUCCGGUGAUGAGAGGCAGAAAUGGAAAAAGAAGAAAAGAAGCCGCAGCCGGGACCGGCACCGUAAGGAGCGGCGGAAACAGCGCUCACGGUCCCGGGGCUGCUCCUCCGGCUCCAGCCCGGAGCGCGGGCGGGACCGGGCAGCGCGGAGCCGGGAGCGGCGCCGCAGGAGGGACGGAUCCAAGUCCUCCGUGUCCUCCGUCAGCUCCCCGUCCCCGCCGCGGCCCCGCGGCCGGGAGGAGCCGGGGCAGCAGCUGAGCCUGCAGGAGCGGCUGAGGCUGAGGGAGGAGAAGAAGAAACAGGCGGCUCUGAUGAAGGCCCUGGAGACGCCCGAGGAGAAGCGGGCACGGAGGCUGGCCAAGAAGGAGGCCAAGGAGAGGAAGAAGCGGGAGAAGAUGGGCUGGGGUGAGGAGUACAUGGGCUACACCAACACCGACAAUCCCUUUGGGGACAACAACCUCCUGGGCACAUUCAUCUGGAGCAAGGCACUGGAAAAGAAAGGGAUCAGCCAUCUGGACGAGAAGGACCUGAAGGAGAGGAACAAGCGAAUCCAGGAGGACAAUCGCCUGGAGCUGCAGAAGGUGAAGCAGCUGCGCCUGGAGCGGGAACGGGAAAAAGCCAUGAGGGAGCAGGAGCUGGAGAUGCUGCAGCGGGAGAAGGAGGCAGAGCACUUCAAAACCUGGGAAGAGCAGGAGGACAACUUCCACUUGCAGCAGGCUAAGCUGCGGUCUAAGAUCCGGAUUCGGGAUGGGAGGGCGAAGCCCAUCGAUCUUCUGGCCAAGUACAUCAGUGCAGAGGAUGAUGACCUGGCUGUGGAGAUGCACGAGCCCUACACCUUCCUCAAUGGUUUAACUGUCUCCGACAUGGAGGACCUGGUGGAGGACAUUCAGGUGUACAUGGAGCUGGAGCAAGGAAAGAACGUGGACUUCUGGAGGGACAUGACCAUCAUCACAGAGGAUGAGAUAGCCAAGCUGCGCAAGCUGGAGGCCUCUGGGAAAGGAGGACCAGGGGAGCGUCGGGAUGGCGUCAACGCCUCGGUCAGCUCGGAUGUGCAGUCUGUGUUCAAGGGGAAGACGUACAACCAGCUGCAAGCUCUCUACCAGGGCAUCGAGAGCAAGAUCCGGGCGGGAGGGCCCAACCUGGACAUUGGGUACUGGGAGAGCCUUCUGCAGCAGCUGAAGGCUUACAUGGCUCGGGCCAGGUUGCGGGAGCGGCACCAGGAUGUGCUGCGUCAGAAGCUGUACAAGCUGAAGCAGGAGCAGGGUGUGGAGAGUGAACCGCUCUUCCCCAUCAUCAAGCGGGAGCCGGCUUCCCCCAGUGACAGGCUGGAUCCCGAGGAGAGCCUUGAGGCACAGCCAGGGCCAUCCUCAGAGCCAGAGGCAGAGCAGGACACAGAGGCCAAGGGAGAGGCAGAGGGGGAGGCCGUGCUGAUGGAGGAGGAUCUGAUCCAGCAGAGCCUGGAUGACUACGAUGCGGGCAAGUACAGCCCCCGGCUGCUGGGCCCCAAUGAGCUGCCCUUCGACGCCCACGUGCUGGAGGCCGAGGAGGACACGCACCGGCUGCUGCUCCUGCGCCAGCAGCUCCAGGUGACAGGUGACGCCUCCGAGAGCACCGACGACAUCUUCUUCCGUAAGGCCAAGGAGGGCAUGGGCGCGGACGAGGCGCAGUUCAGCGUGGAGAUGCCGCUCACGGGCAAGGCCUAUCUGUGGGCUGACAAGUACCGGCCCCGCAAGCCGCGCUUCUUCAACCGCGUGCACACGGGCUUCGAGUGGAACAAGUACAACCAGACCCACUACGACUUCGACAACCCCCCGCCCAAGAUCGUGCAGGGCUACAAGUUCAACAUCUUCUACCCCGACCUCAUUGACAAGCGCUCGACGCCCGAGUACUUCCUGGAGGCCUGCCAGGACAACAAGGACUUUGCCAUCCUGCGCUUCCAUGCCGGACCACCCUACGAGGACAUUGCCUUCAAGAUCGUCAACAGGGAGUGGGAGUAUUCCCACCGCCACGGCUUCCGCUGCCAGUUUGCCAAUGGCAUCUUCCAGCUCUGGUUCCACUUCAAGCGGUACCGGUACCGCCGGUGAGGGCUCAGCGCCCUCGGACUUCUGUCAGGGGCUCCCAUGCCACGGCACAGACACUGUUCUAUGCAUGGCCCCAAGGCCUGGCCCAGCACUGGGCAUGUUCCUGAGGCUUUUCUCUGUCCUUGCAUUUAUCAUGAAGGACCCUGAGACUUUGGUAUAAAUAAAAUAAGGGUUGUUUUAGGCACGA